ACCUGCGACAGGCCCGUCGACUUCCGGUAGGGGAGCUCAGGCCCAGGGAACGGAGCGAGGGGGCAAAACCUGAGGCCGAAGGGCACGGCGGGGUCGCGAGCACCUAGACCCGGCCUGCGCGGAAGCCAGCGACAGCAGGUGAGCGCGGAGGGCCUGGCUGAGCCCCAGACCCGCCCGCUGUCGCCGCCAUGGACCCGUUCCUGGUGCUGCUGCACUCGGUGUCGGCCAGCCUGUCUAGCAGCGAGCUGACGGAGCUGAAGUUCCUGUGCCACGGGCGUGUGGGCAAGAGGAAGCUGGAGCGCGUGGAGAGCGGCCUCGACCUCUUCUCCGUGCUGCUGGAGCAGAACGACCUGGAGCGCGAGCGCCCUGACCUGCUGCGCGAGCUGCUCACCUCCCUGCGGCGCCACGACCUGCUGCGGCGCCUGGACGACUUCGAGGCGGGCGCCCGGGCGGGAGCUGGGCCCAAAGAGGAAGAUCUGCGUGCAGCGUUUGACAUCAUAUGUGAAAAUGUGGGGAAAGACUGGAGAAGAUUGGCUCGUCAGCUUAAGGUUUCUGACACCAAGAUCGAUGGCAUCGAGGAGCGGUAUCCCCGUAACCUCACGGAACAGGUGAGAGAAUCACUGCGGAUCUGGAAGAACACCCAGAGGGACAAUGCGACCGUGGUCAACCUGGUGAAAGCACUUAGGGCCUGCGAGAUGAACCUGGUGGCUGACCUCGUGGAGGACGAGCAGCAGGCCCGGGACCUCCAGAACGGGGGUGAGGCUGCAUCCCCGAUGUCCUGGGAUUCGGACGUGUCCACCUCAGGGGCACCCUGACUAGCCACUGCUCUGCUCCAGAAGCUCGUGGGCACCUGCAGUCCGAGCUUUGUUCUCUCCAAGGGGAAUCCAGUGCCUUCUCGCCCAUCUCCUGAAGACCCAGCAGGGAAUCUCGCAGAACCCCAGACAGCUGCUUCUAAAUCAGAGUGGCAUUUCGUGAACGCUCCUUCUGCUCCAGGCAGGGUGUGGGCACUACAGAUGUCCUCAUCAUUGCUCUAUGAGAGGGUCUUUAUUAAAUGAGUUCUAGAGAAAGUUGGAAUCACGUCCAGCACAGAGAAGGAAACUACAAAUGAGCAGUGAUUGCUGUUAUUUUACAGGUGAGGGCAUGCGCUCAGAGAGGCUGUACAACUGGAGGAGAGCAAAGUAGUGACAGCAGAGCCCAGUCUUGAUUUGAAUUGAUUUUGCUGGAGGGCAUGUAUGCUAGCCAGAGAGAGACUGAGGAGGGGAGUGAGAAAGCACCACCCCAUGGGGGAUGGCCACUCUGGAAUCCCUUCUCCUUUUUUCCCUUUGGGGUUUUGGGUGC
Molecule: messenger RNA, 1338 nt
Organism: Tupaia belangeri chinensis (Chinese tree shrew)
Lineage: Eukaryota; Metazoa; Chordata; Mammalia; Scandentia; Tupaiidae
Gene: FADD
Product: Fas associated via death domain
Exons: 2
Coding region: 189-815 (208 amino acids)
Biological process (GO): regulation of apoptotic process; positive regulation of innate immune response; extrinsic apoptotic signaling pathway
Cellular component (GO): CD95 death-inducing signaling complex
Molecular function (GO): death receptor binding; caspase binding
Source: RefSeq, a predicted model, not a curated record